AUGAGCGGCCCUCGCUUUCGGAAGCCUUUUGACUCGGCUUCAGACAUCAAAGACCGAAAAUCGGACCAAACCUCGUUGGCGCCACCACGUCCUGGCGCAACUGCUAGUGAUACCCCGGACUACUUUAAUUCCGUCCACAACCCUUUCUCGUUGGAGCCCAAUCCGUUUGAGCAGUCCUUCGGAGGAAACCCAGGUGACACUCCAGGAAAGUCACUACUACCAUCCGUUGCUGCUCUCACAUCGCCAGCUCUGCCUGGCCCCAGUUCCGGUGCUGCAUAUAACUGGUCCAACUCCCUGCGAUCAGGGCCCUUGAGCCCAGCCAUGCUUCCCGGUCCCACCGGGUCCAAUGACUACUUCGACAGCAUCGGUCGAGGCUUCCCCACGCCGAAUGAGUCCUCCCUUCGCACUGGACUGACCCCCGGCGGUGGUGGUUCCAUGUUCCCUGCCCCGAGCCCUAACUCACAGGCUUUGCUACAGCAGCUUCAGAAUGGCGGUGCAACCCCAUCAACCAUCGAAUUUCACCGCACUGCUCUCAAUGCGAAGAAGAAUAGCGUCGGUGGCCCUACCUCCAAUCCCAAUGACACAGAAUUGAUUGUUCCGAAUACAACCAUGGAUCCAAAGGCAUCUCAGGCCGCGGCUGACUUAACUCAGCAUGACGCUGCGGAUGCCGCCAAUGGCUUAUUCAUGUUGGCCAAGGGUGGUCAGCCCAACAACAUUCAGAUGCACCAGGCAACGGCCAUUCAGAACGAGACCCGUGCCGCCGCCGCCGCCGCUCGGCGUGUAUCGCGAAACACUAAUGGCAAUGUUCAUGAAAUGGAAGGUGAAAUCUCCGAACAAGAAUAUGCUAAGCCUACCAAGGGAAAGGGCAAGAAGAACGCCCCCAAGGCCAAUAACCGACGCAAGGCAGAUGACAUCGGUAAAGCCUCUAAUAAGAAGAUGAAGAUGAGCGACUCGCCUUCAGAAAUGGAAUCUGACGACGAAGAUAUGCACAACAUGCAUGGCGGCGAUCCUAAGAAAAUGACUGACGAAGAAAAGCGACGCAACUUUUUGGAGCGGAACCGUGUUGCGGCAUUGAAAUGUCGUCAGCGAAAGAAGCAAUGGCUUGCUAAUCUCCAGGCUAAGGUGGAGCUCUUUUCCACUGAAAAUGAUGCCUUGACCGCUACAGUAGCCCAGCUCCGAGAGGAGAUUGUGAAUCUUAAGACAUUGUUGCUGGCCCACAAGGACUGCCCCGUCUCCCAGGCUCAAGGUCUUGGCCCGCUUAUGAUGAACGGAAUGUCGACCGGCUUCGACCCCCAUGGUUACGGUAUGAGCCAAAUGGGUAUGCCGGGUUCUCAAAUCCCCGCCCAGAUGCGCCGGGCAUGA
Molecule: messenger RNA, 1362 nt
Organism: Penicillium taxi
Lineage: Eukaryota; Fungi; Ascomycota; Eurotiomycetes; Eurotiales; Aspergillaceae
Gene: atfA
Product: bZIP transcription factor atfA
Exons: 3
Coding region: 1-1362 (453 amino acids)
Biological process (GO): regulation of transcription by RNA polymerase II
Molecular function (GO): DNA-binding transcription factor activity, RNA polymerase II-specific; RNA polymerase II cis-regulatory region sequence-specific DNA binding
Source: RefSeq, a predicted model, not a curated record